UCGGCCAGUCGUGUGCGCGCUGCGAGACCGUGAGCGUAGUUUGAUAUGGUGUGGGCAGCGUGCACAAACCACGAUACCGAGGCUGUCUCGGUAAUCGCAACGUGUAGGAAAAACGUGGUUGCUAGUGAUAAUAGUUAAUAAUAAUAGUAUAAGUGCCAUAGUGCGAGGUCGACGAUACUCUUUUGUUCUCUACUGUACCAGCAUUAGUUGAAGUGAUGCAUCACUGGUCGGCAUAAUAUCGAAUUGUGGUGUGGUGCGAGACGCGUGCGAUGAAAUUUGUUUAUUAUUAUUCGUAGUUUCGCGUGUAUAUAUUAUGAAAACUCCCUUUGCUACUGUUAUCUCUUGCUGCAUGUUAUUGACAUCAUUAUAAUUGUCAGUGAAUGAUAAACGUGCGGGACACGGAUAUACCGCGAGUGUCUUACUAAAAAUUCUAUUACAUCCUGGCGCCGAGAAUGAUCUUCACCGGGAGGUCGGUUGAUGCUCUCGAUGACGUUCACGAGGUUACCGCUAAGGUGGAUCGCCGCGAUGUCAGUGCCGUUGCCAUAGCUACCGGAUGGUUUUCAAGUCUUCGGCGACCCGGCAAAAAAGCCAAGAAAGGAUAUCAAAAGCAAGCAAAGAGUGCUUGGGAUCUCAGCACGUUAUCACAACUCAAAGAUGAGCUGGGCGAAGUCGUCGCUGAGAUGGAGGCCAUGGAGGGUGGUGGCCUGGCUACCGACGAGUCAAAGCCCUCGAACAAGGCCAAACAGACGUCCAUCGGCAGGAAGAAGUUCAACAUGGACCCUAAGAAGGGCAUCGAGUACCUGAUAGAGCAUAAUCUCCUGGUAUCGACACCCGAGGACGUGGCCCAGUUCCUCUACAAGGGCGAAGGACUCAACAAGACAGCUAUCGGAGAUUACUUGGGCGAGAGACACGACUUCAACGAGCGGGUUCUGCGCGCCUUCGUCGAGCUCCAUGACUUUACCGACCUCAUCCUCGUGCAGGCCCUCAGACAAUUCCUCUGGUCCUUUAGGCUACCUGGCGAAGCACAGAAAAUCGACCGAAUGAUGGAGUGCUUCGCUCAGCGGUACUGCCAACUUAAUCCUAACAUAUUCACCAACACCGAUACCUGCUAUGUUCUUAGCUUCGCCAUCAUCAUGCUCAAUACGUCACUUCACAAUCCUAGUGUCAAAGAUAAGCCGAGUGUCGAACAGUUUAUCUCAAUGAAUAGGGGUAUCAACAACGGCGGUGACCUUCCGCGUGAAUUAUUGGUGAGUUUGUACGAGAGCAUAAAGACCGAGCCCUUCAAGAUUCCGGAGGACGAUGGCAAUGAUCUAAUGCACACCUUCUUCAACCCUGACAAAGAGGGUUGGCUAUGGAAGCAAGCAGGCGGAAGGUACAAGAGCUGGAAAAGACGAUGGUUUAUACUGAAUGAUAACUGCCUUUAUUAUUUCGAAUACACCACGGAUAAGGAACCCCGAGGUAUUAUACCUCUGGAGAACAUUCAAGUUCGGGAGGUCCAAGAUAGGCACAAGCCACAUUGCUUUGAACUCUACGCAGCUGGCUCGGAGUUCAUAAAAGCUUGCAAGACUGACAGCGAAGGAAAAGUUGUGGAAGGAAAGCACACCGUGUACAGAAUGUCUGCAGCUACCGAUGAGGAGAAAGACGAAUGGAUUAAGUGCGUGAGACAAAGUAUAUCGCACAAUCCAUUCUAUGAUAUGCUAGCAGCGCGCAAGAAGAAAGCUCAGAAGACAAACGUCCACUCAAAGAGUUAAAUUAUUUCCGAGGAUGGAAGUCGAGUCUCGCGACUUGAGCUCGACGAUCAUGAAGACUGUUCCUGUCUCAGGAUAAUAGAGUCCUGACUAAAAUUAACCGUCGCUUGAGGUGGUCAGGAGAUCUGCAUGAUCGGACACAGAGAGAACAAAAAGGAUGAAUAAAUAGAGAAUACUGUUGGUUUUCCGGUCCAACCCGAGAGAAAGAGCGUCGAAGAGAAGAAUAAAGAAUUUAAAAGAAGAAAUUGGGAAAUAUGUCAGGAUGAUCCUGGCAUGGAAAAGGUUUUUUGAAGCAUUCUGAAAUAUACUGGGUAUCGUGGAUGUAUCCAAAGAAAGCAGACCGAGGACCAACCAGAACCAUCCGUAGGAUCCUUUUGCUGGAUUUCUUUCGUUAAUCUUCGGGACAACCUGAUAUUGAGUUAUCCUCAAAGUGAAUAGAGAAUGACAGUCUGUUUUUAAGUUUCGUUCGAUACCCCAGGUAGGUAAAUUCAUGCAAAGCGGGAAUGCUUCAUAGUGCGUUUACGCUUUAUGGCACUAAAAGAAAAAAGAAGUUAUAGACGCUUUAAAAACAACGGGCUAAGCGAAAUAAGAGGUAUUAACAAAUGCCUGAUUCAAGGAUGUUUGGAAAGGAGUAUGAUAUUAACUACUUUGUAAUCUCGAGUCCUUUGUGAACGUUCUUUUGCAUUAAUCAAAGAUAAAACGUAGUUAGAAUCACGAAGAAGUGCGAUCGAGUAACACGUUCUGAAAUUCGCAAUAUAAUGAAAAUCUGAGGUAUGCAAAUUUUUGCGCGUAUAUGUUUCUAUUUGCGUCUCGUUGAAUCUUUGUUUAAUUUAUAUUAAUAAACACAAUGGAUAGCCCACGGCACUGGUAAUAUAGAAUGACCAAGAAGUGAGAUAUGCGUGAUAGAUGAAUGCAAGGGAAUUAUGCGAAAGAAAUAACAAAUGGGUUGCUUGUACUUCCAAUGUGAUAAACAUUUAUUUAUUUGAACAAAUGUGUGUAGAUAGAAUGUUUAGGCGAGUAAAUAAUUCGUGCGUAAUUAUCCUUGCGCGCUCACUGUACGCCGAUGAUGUGUGUACAGUGAAUCUUGUAAUUACAUAUGAACCGAACAAGCAGUGAUUGUUGCUUGUACGUAACAUGAGAUGCGUACAGUAAAAAUUGUAAGUAUGGCGGUACUGGCCAAAAGAACGUAAUGACAGUAGAAUAGAUAUUCGGAGGUUUGAUAUAAAAUAAUUAUUAAAUAAAUAUAUAUAUAUGUAUGUAUACACACACGAGAAACGCGGAUAUUGAUGAUGUUGCAGUAUAUACGAAUAUAUACGAAAAGAUGUGGUACAAUAUUCUUGUUAUAUAUACAUAUGUAUAUCUAUUUAUGUACAUGCGCACAUAGACGUACAUCGUAGAGUAUUAGCUAGUUACUUGGAAGAAUCCUGAUGGAGGUUCUACAAAACUUUAUAUUUAGUAUCAAUUAUGGCUAGAGCAUUGUCAUGUACACUUUUUGAUAAAUUUCAAGUUCGAUCCUGUCCAAUGGUAAGCAUAAAAAGAUUCAAUGAGGACCUCCUAGUGGAUCUUAACUCCUUGCUAGUCCCUAAACAGCUGAAAUACAAAAGAAAAGAAUUAUAAAUCCGUCGUGAAUAAGAAAUUAUACGAAGAAGAGGAAAAGUCAAGCAUCGAAAACGCCUUACUUACGAAAAUUCCCAAUUUAUAUAUGAAAUAGUAUAUAAAAGGUAAUACUUAUGCACACGGCAAUUACAGUUAACGCAGGUCUUUAGCAUAUAGAAUGUGUCGAGGUAUACGCUAGCCAUUUUGAUUUGCGUCUUAUUUUAUAAUUUAAAAAAUAAUAGCGCCUUAUAUUUUCUUAAUAGGAAGAGAGAAAGAAUGUGAGAGAAAACAGCAAGAGAGCAAGUUAAGUGUCCAUGAGAAACGUCCGUAUGAAGAUGGCAUCCUAUAUAUAUAUUUUUCUUUCUUUCUAUUGUCACCAUCUUGUUGUUUCCUGUUUAAUUAAUUAACGACCGCAUAGCGUAAUUAUUGUAAAUUAUUAUUUCCAGGCGGUACGUUAUCGAUCAAUUAAUGGCCAUUGACAUGAUUCAAUUUAUUUAUUACUUGAUCGUUCAAUGUUUUCAGUAUGAAUCAACAAAAGACUAUUGAAUAUAUUUUACACAACGUAUAGAAUAUUGUAAAGUUACUUGUUGAAUUAAGAAUAUUGUAUUAUAAUUUUUGUAUCUAGGAUCGAGAUGCUCGGUAGGACUGGCUACGAUUGAAGAUUUCUAUUCGAUCUUUGGAUCCUAAUAGGGUCCGAAUAAUGGAUGGCGAUGAUACGUUCACGAAUUAAUGUCACUUGUAUAACUUAAUGUGGGCAGAUAAAUAAUCGGUAACACUUUUUUUACCGCUUUGCGUGUACUCUGCUACUUGUACAAAUAUUCUUCCUUCUACACACACCGUAAAGUUUUUCGUCAGUGCAAUUCUAUAGACAAGUGUGUGCAAUAAAUAACCAUCGACUGAAGUAUGUUUGGUCACAAAGGAAUAAAUACUGUGGAAAAAUAAAAGACAACGAGAUCGGCAGAGAUUUUCAAUCGAGUAUCGAACAAUUGUAAAUAAGGAUAAUAAUUCGAAAAAGAAUAAGGGAGAAGGGAAUCUGUAUAUUGCGAAUUCUCGAGAAGAAUAUUCUUUUUGUGAGUUGUACAUUUUGCUUGUAUAUUAUUCGUUUCUACCGCGAUAUCAAAUAGCCAUAGAUUCUUGUUAGUGCGAUUAAAUAUGCAUUGUGUAAUGUAAUUGGGACCGCGUUUUUCGUGCGUGCGCCGUUGCACUCAUGGCCCGUAAUGUAUUGAUUUUUGAAGUACUACUGAUUAAUAAAAAGCCAAACCCAUUUUCAAA
This is a messenger RNA of Cephus cinctus (wheat stem sawfly), 4616 nucleotides long. RefSeq names its product cytohesin-1 (gene step). Gene Ontology annotation, molecular function: guanyl-nucleotide exchange factor activity. NCBI's taxonomy places the organism in Eukaryota, Metazoa, Arthropoda, Insecta, Hymenoptera, Cephidae. The coding region runs from base 453 to 1751 and encodes 432 amino acids. The transcript is spliced from 6 exons. The record is from RefSeq and is a predicted model, not a curated record. Gene Ontology annotation, biological process: regulation of ARF protein signal transduction.